UAAGUUUGGAACAGAUGUUUUAUCAAUAAAGUGAGGGGUGGAGAGACAAACUUGUCAAAAUAAUUGCAAAGUGAAAAAACGGAUGCUAUUAAUUAAUAUAUACUAAUUGCUUGAGAUUUUAGAGCACAGCUUUAGUGAUUAUUAACAGAAGAUGUCAUUGCAAAAGCAGUUUCGUGAGCUUGCAAAGCCAUACUAUUGGAUAAAUAUUGUUCUAUCAAUUUCUUAUGUAGUAGCAAAAAAAUUAUAUCCAAUAUGUACAAGACUCUUCAAACAUCGAGGAGAAGAAAUGUGUGAAUUGGAUAGUCGUGAAACAGAGAUUUUAUUUUUUCUACUAAUUGUGGUUAUGAUACGUUCGCGAAAAACUGGGAGUGUAACCAUGGUCAAUUAUUUGUCUGCCUCAUUUCUCUACACAAAAGUAGCCAAUGUUAUACUAUGGGCUUAUAGCGAUUUCCGAUAUGGUAUCGGAUUCUUAUUAAUUUGCGUUCUCGUGAGUAUUAUUCUGCCAGAACCAUCGUACCGUGGUCCAGAGCACAUAACCUACUUCCGGAAUAUGCAAACAUUUGAGGAAGAGCUGGUGCGAGAUAAAAGAAUCAAUUGGUUAAUCUGUUUCUACACUGUAUGGAAUCCAAGUUGUGUAAAUUUUGCGCCUAUUUUUGCUGAACUUUCAGCGGAGUAUGAUUUGGAUAACUUAAAGUUUGGAAAAGUUGACAUUGGACGCUUUCCAGAUGUGGCACAAAAAUAUCGUAUAUCAGACAGCAGUUUUUCCCGACAACUACCCACAGUUAUACUCUUUAAAAACGGAAAAGAAGAGGAACGGAGGCCUUGUGGUGAUGCAAGGGGAAAAUUGCAGAAAUUCUUCUUUUCAACAGAUAAUAUGCGAGCUGAAUUCGGGCUUAAUCAACUUUAUAAAGAAUGCGUUGAAAAUCCGUUGAAGAAAUCGAAGCAGAUAAUCACUGCCACUGCAGUUAACGCUGCCGUUAAAAAGACACAAUAGAUAUUUAAAUAUAUAUAUACAUAUAUAUUCAAUAAGCAUAUGUGACCGUCUACUUAGAUAAGCAUCUAGAAACUCACGUAAACGCUUUUCAUUCUGUUUAUUUAUUAUAUUAGUUAAAGCAAACUAUUGGUAUUUAUUAUGUCCGUAUAUGUUCGUGCAUGUAUACGUACAUUCUUACAAUAAAGUUUACCAAAGAUUUCGUUUGAAUGAUGACGAAAAUACAAUUCA
Ceratitis capitata (Mediterranean fruit fly) is the source of this 1222-nucleotide messenger RNA. RefSeq names its product thioredoxin-related transmembrane protein 2 homolog. The transcript has a single exon. Gene Ontology annotation, cellular component: membrane-bounded organelle. Gene Ontology annotation, molecular function: disulfide oxidoreductase activity. Lineage: Eukaryota; Metazoa; Arthropoda; Insecta; Diptera; Tephritidae. The record is from RefSeq and is a predicted model, not a curated record. The coding region runs from base 152 to 994 and encodes 280 amino acids.